Molecule: messenger RNA, 1032 nt
Organism: Emiliania huxleyi CCMP1516
Lineage: Eukaryota; Haptophyta; Isochrysidales; Noelaerhabdaceae
Exons: 5
Coding region: 58-1032 (324 amino acids)
Source: RefSeq, a predicted model, not a curated record
CGACCAUUGCGCUACCUCUUCCCGCUCUACUAAUCUGGCUAACUAAUCUGGCUAAGCAUGUUCCCGGGCGCCGCCCAGCUCGGCGAGGUGGUCGCCAUCGUGCAGGCCUUGCUCCACGCCAUCCUCGUCGAAGGCGUCACCGCGGCGUACGCUCGGCUGAUCAAGAGCGCGAAUUUGGCGAUUGACGACAUCCACGGCAAGCCGGACUGGCUCUCGAAGCUCAAGGUGGUUUGCGUGUACUACAUAAACGUCGGGAGCAUGGUGCCUGCGACGGCGCCGCUGCCGCUCGCCGAGGAGGCCUCGCCGCACGUGCCCGGCCUGAUGACGACAUGGCGCGAGGGCGCCAACAAGGCGGCCACCAGCCUGCAGCCGCUGGGCGGCGUCGUGGUGGGCACCAUCCGGAUGGGCUAUGGCCACCACCGCAUCGCUUACGCCACAACGUCGUGGGCGCUCGGCAUGGACAAGAAGACGUACUUCCACGACCUGCUCAACCUCGACUCGGAGGAGGCGUCCCUCAUCAAGACGAUGGACCACUUCUACUCGCAGAUCUCGCGCAUCCAGGCCGAGUUCCGCGCCAUCGAGCUCGUGUUUGGCUACCUCAUGGCCAACGGGGCGACGGCCAACCUCGCGCGCCAGUUCGCGGUCGUCUCGGCGCACUUCCGCACGCUCACGGCAGCCUUCCCGCGAGACACGCCGAUCAUCUCCUGCUUCCCGUAUGUCGGCCUCUCGGCCGUCGCCGCCGGCUUCACGCGCGUCAUCAACCUCGUGUUUGACAACCACGCGCAGGCAGCCCACUGCCACUGGAUCCCGAGGGAGCUCGUCGUCAACAUCAAGUCCGACUGCAAUGCACGCAAGGCCCGCGCCGCCGCGCGCAAGCCGACGCGUGUCCUCUGCUCGGUCGGCGGCGCGGGCGCGCAGAAGACAUUCGUGUGCGAGCUGAUCCGGGCGAUGGCGGAGCGCAUCGCGCGCGGCAGCGCGCAGCUGCUGCUCAACGCGGGCGACCACACCCACAAUGCACGACGCCUUUCCUAG